Molecule: messenger RNA, 872 nt
Organism: Somion occarium
Lineage: Eukaryota; Fungi; Basidiomycota; Agaricomycetes; Polyporales; Cerrenaceae
Source: the annotation of a GenBank genome assembly
CUCCUCUCUCUAAUUGAGUCUUGGGCAGCAGACAGAACUUCUCAUUUGAGCACUCACGGUGAUCUGUCAUCAAGAAUGUCUUCUGUGUUUCCAAGAGAAGUGGAAUUUCUCGUUCUUGAUCACCUGCGGAAUCGCAGGGACGUCGUUCUGCGUUGCUCAAUGGUGUGCAAAGCUUGGCGGAUUGUAUUGUUGUCCACAAUCUUCAAGGCACUGACCGUGCGUAUGGCGUCCAAGUCGAGGAAUAUGGACGCCUUCGUAAAAUUUCUGGAGUACUCUCCGAACGUAGUCUCCGGUACGCAGACCAAUGACGGGUCUUUUGAGGGAGGGAGAGACGACCCGUAUAAAGGUCUGCUUCAAUACGCGCCCCUCAUACCGUUGCAGUUCAUUAAGGAUUAGCGCUCGAAUGCCGGGUGAUCGCCAGGCUUGCCGGAUGAUCGCCAGGCAUGCCGGAUCAAUGCCGGUGGCUGCAAAGUGGCUGAGGACACUUGAUAGAAUUUUACGAGCUACCACCAUGUAUUGUCUACAACCGCCUCAAGAAACAACUUGUUUCUACUGUCCCAACUGCAUGGUUUUGCUCCCAGCAUUUUUAGGUUCACCUGUGCAAGUUCAGACCUCGACUCCUCAGUCAUCGAUCCCACAGAGAGAUCUGUUCUCGCCGCAACUUGUCCAUGGUUUGUUUGGAUCCCCAAGUACCCCUACGGCAACAAAUUAUGCAACGUCAAGUCUUUCAAGUUAUUUAAUUACUCCUACAUCUCUUCAAACAUGUCCCCAUACCUGUGACACCAAGAAAGUCCUCGAAUCAGCAGUUUUGAGACCCGGAAAAUGUUGAUCCAUGCACUCCAACAAAAUUUCCUAUAAAGAAGCGCAGGAGG